Molecule: messenger RNA, 2252 nt
Organism: Caenorhabditis angaria
Lineage: Eukaryota; Metazoa; Nematoda; Chromadorea; Rhabditida; Rhabditidae
Source: the annotation of a GenBank genome assembly
AUGACAGUCUCAUAUGCCUAUGCUGUUUCUUCUGUGAAUUCUAGCACUUUCCUAAAAUUAUUUCGAAAAUGGAAAGGCUCAAUACUAAAAGCUGUUUGGAAAGAACUCUUAAUCUGGUUGAUUCUAUAUUCAUUUGUCGGUUUCGUAGUGAACUGUUUUCUAGAUACUGUAAUUCGAGAGUAAGUUUCCUGAAUUUAUUUUCUAGAGCUCUAACGAUUUUCAGACAUUGCCGCGCUGAAUUUGAAGCUAUUGAUGGUAAAUUGGCGUACUUCGAUUUGAAAUUUAUGCUAGGUUUCUUUGUCUCGGCUGUUGUUGAUAGAUGGAAAAACAUUCUUCAAAACAUUGCGUUUAUUGAAACGUAAUUUUCCUAGUUUUGUUAGAGAAUUUGAAAAUUUCAUUUUUGAAGAACAGCACUGUCGAUCAGCACAUUAAUACGAGGAAAAGAUGAUAAUGUUCGAUUGGCUAGAAGGUCUAUUAUUCGAUAUAUCGUGCUCUCUCAGGUGAGUCCGAUUCCGAAAAAGUGUGGGAGUUAUUCGACUACGCAUCUUAGAAAAAACAAUAAAUGAAUCAGAAUUUGUUCAGUGUUUGAUUUUCAUUGUGUUCAGAAAAAGACUGAAUUGUUUCGUACUUUGGUGACAACACUGAGCGAUUGAAUUUUUAAACAAAAAAUGGUUUGGUUUCCUGCUGCCCGAUAUUUAAGAUGUCUUAACGGGCGGCCGUUACAUCUAGAUAGGACCAAAAACAGAAAUUGGAGACUUUUUCAAUGUUCGAUUGACCUUCUGAAUCAUUUUUUGUAAUGAAACAUUUUUAGUAAUGAGAAAUUCUUUAUCAAGCAUUGAAUUGAAGAUUUUUUACUCUACCAAUUCAUUUUCAUUUCUGAGAACUCAUCUACCCGCUUUUUUCCAUUUUUCUCACGUGUUCCAGUUUUUUGCGUGCUGUUACCAAAGAACACAAAAUUUCCCAAUUCCUUCCUGAACACAAUGAAAAUCAAAUGCCAAACAAAAAUGAUUCAUUAGUUGUUUUCAAUAUAACACAGUCAACCACACAAAAACGCAUAUCAGAUUAGCACUCAUUAUCAACAAAAAAAACAACAAUAACAUCAAAAAUCAAAUAUUUCUCAGAUCUUGGUAUUUCGUGAUAUAUCUAUGCGAGUUCGCAGAAGGUUUCCAACGAUGCAAAGUCUUAUUGAUAGUGGAUUUUUGUUUGAAAAUGAGCGUAAAGAGAUUGACGAAGUCGACACCCAAUAUAACAAAUAUUGGAUGCCCAUUAACUGGGCAAAUUCGAUUGUUUUUCGAAUGCAAGAGCAGAAAUAUAUAGAUGUGCCAGUUUCAACAAACAAUGUGUUGAAUGUGAGAAAUCUAGAGUUUACAAUGAUUUUUUGACAAUUUUAGAAUAUCCGAGACUUCCGAAACACCUUAGACAAUCUUUGUAAAUUUGAUUGGGUACCUUUGCCAAUCGCUUAUCCCCAAGUUGUAUUCCUUGCUGUACGUGUAUACUUUUUAAUUUGUAUUUUUUCGCGUCAACAUGUGAUUAUGGAACAACAACCAUAUUUGAUCCAUCGUCAUUUUCCGUUUAUGACCGUUUUACAAUUUGUGUUCUAUGUAGGAUGGAUGAAAGUCGCCGAAGCUCUUCUAAAUCCUUUAGGCGAAGAUGACGAUGAUUUUGAGGGGAAUUGGGUAAUCGACAAAAAUAUUACGGUAGGUAAAAAACUGAAAUGAUCUUUGAAUAACUAAAAAUAGACUGGUAUGCAAAUUGUUGAUGGCAGUCAUAAUGCCUGUCCCGAUUUACACGUUGACAAGUUCUCCGAGCCCAAAUUCGGACCAAUGUAUCCGUUGAUAAAUGUUAGCACGGGACAAAUUGGUUUCUGUCAAGGAAGUGUGGCUGAUGUUGUGUAAGUUAUCUUCUUAUUAGAGAACUCGGAAUAAUCUUCAUUUUAAAAAAUUGAAGGAUUUGUGAAUCUCCAACAUCUUCAAAAAUGGUUACAAUUGAUAGUGUUUCUAUGAGUUCAAAGGAUCAAAAAUCGUCCUCAAUGCGAAGAAGAUUCAGUAAAAUUAGUCAGAGACUAAGCUUAUCGUAAGUUUAAAAUUUAGGUUAUCUCAAUAAUCUUACAUUUUUUGAGACGAACAAUAUCUGGUGGCCCAAAAUCGCCUGAAAUUCUAGCAACUCCAACAAAGAAUCUGGAACAAGUUACGGAAGAAGAUAACGUUAAAAUAGAUAUUGAAGAUCAGGUCCCGAAGAAUAUCCAAAAAUAA